AAGCUUCAUUUCCUUCACCACGCUCUCCUCUGUCUCUCAUCUUUGAUUUUGCACAAGUUUGAACGAAUCAAAAGACAGUAAUUGAUUAUUGAUUGAUUUUAGAGAAAGAGAAAGAGACAGAGAGGGUCUACCAUUGAAGCUUUUUUAUCUUUUAUAUUCGAUUUAAUAGAGAGAGAAAGGGCCAAGAGUUUUGGAAUAAACCUCCAGGCUUCGAGGAGAGAGAGAGAGAGAGAGAGGAAAUAGAAAUAGUAGAGAAGUGAGGGAUGAGCACAGUGGGGAGACAAAGCCAGAGAUCUGGUGCAUCGACUGUGCAUCAUCAGCGUCACUACUCUGACAACUUCUUGGAUUCCUCAUCCAAUGGUCGCUGGCUUCAAUCUACUGGUCUUCAACACCUCCAAUCCUCAAACCCAUCUGUUCCUCCUCUACAGGACUACAGUUUCUAUCAGGGCGGUCAGGGAUCGAGAAUGUAUAGAAAUGGUCAGAGGAGUUUCAAUGGAGGAAGUGAGUUUUUCACAGAGCCGUUGAUGCCUCCGAUUAAUUCGCGGCCUUCGGGACAGAGAAAGAACAGUGAGGACCCAGAGUCGCCAAGUGGGUUCAGUCCUGGACUUCUAGAUCUACACUCCUUUGACACUGAGCUUCUUCCUGAGGUGGCAGUUCCUGGCCUAUAUGAUGCUCCUUUGCCAUAUCGUUCUGUCCGGGGCAGAAGCUUUGAUGACACUGAGCCAUACCUUGCAAAUAAUAAGCAAACUGGUAGAGUUCGUGCUGUGCCUGAUAACAACCUUUUGAAAAGUUUUGCUGCAGAGAAAGACAAGGCCAGUAAUGUUGCAAAGAUUAAAGUUGUGGUGCGAAAGAGGCCACUUAAUAAAAAGGAGCUGGCAAAGAAUGAGGAAGACAUCAUAACUAUAGAGCCUCAUUCUAAUUCUCUAACAGUUCACGAUACUAAACUUAAGGUUGACCUAACAGAAUAUGUGGAAAAGCAUGAAUUUUUUUUUGAUGCGGUGCUGAAUGAGGAAGUUUCAAAUGAUGAGGUGUAUCACGAAACUGUGGAGCCCAUAGUUCCAAUAAUUUUUCAGCGCACCAAAGCAACUUGCUUUGCAUAUGGGCAAACAGGAAGUGGAAAAACCUACACUAUGAAACCAUUGCCCAUCAAGGCAUCCCGGGAUAUCUUGAGGCUCAUGCACCAUACUUACCGGAACCAAGGCUUUCAAUUGUUUGUCAGCUUCUUUGAGAUAUAUGGAGGAAAGCUUUAUGAUCUCCUCAGUGAUCGGAAGAAACUUUGCAUGAGAGAGGAUGGUAAACAGCAAGUUUGCAUUGUGGGUUUGCAAGAGUACAGAGUAUCAGAUGUGGAGACAAUCAAGGACCUCAUUGAGAAAGGAAAUGCUACAAGAAGCACAGGCACAACUGGUGCAAAUGAGGAAUCCUCACGAUCACAUGCUAUACUUCAGCUUGUUAUUAAAAGGCUAGCUGAUGGCUAUGAAUCUAAGCCUCCCAGAGUUGUUGGCAAGCUCUCCUUCAUAGAUCUUGCUGGAAGUGAACGUGGUGCGGACACAACUGACAAUGACAAGCUGACAAGAAUGGAAGGUGCGGAGAUCAAUAAAAGCUUGCUUGCAUUGAAAGAGUGCAUAAGAGCGCUUGAUAAUGAUCAGGGUCAUAUUCCUUUCAGAGGCAGUAAAUUAACUGAAGUCCUGAGGGAUUCAUUCGUUGGAAACUCUCGGACUGUUAUGAUCUCUUGCAUUUCUCCGAACUCUGGAUCUUGUGAACAUACUCUUAACACCUUAAGAUAUGCUGACAGGGUGAAGAGCCUUUCAAAAGGGAACAAUUCCAAGAAGGAUACUUUGUCAUUGACACUAAACCUGAAGGAAUCAACAACGAUGCCUGUAUCAUCAAUCUUACCACCUGGGCCAACCUUUGAAGAUGAUAUUGAUGAUUCAUGGUUUGAACUAGCUGAUAGGGAUGAAUUUGAUGUUUCAGAAGAAUUCCAAGAGCCAGAGAAGCCAUUAUGGAAGAAGAAUGGGAAAGUGGAAUCAUAUGGUAUCUCGAAUUCAGAAGAUAAAGUGAGGAGAUCCAUUGGGCAGACAAAAUGGAAGGACCCACCAAAAUUCGAUGCAAAAAACUUGCAUCCUGAUAAUGAUUUGAAUGCCCUAUUAAAGGAAGAGGAAGAUCUUGUCAAUGCUCAUAGGAGACAAGUGGAGGAGACAAUGGAUAUAGUUAGAGAGGAGAUGAAUCUGUUGGUUGAGGCAGAUCAUCCAGGAAAUCAGUUGGAUGAUUAUGUCUCUAGAUUGAAUGCAAUCUUGUCCCAGAAAGCUGCUGGCAUUGUACAAUUACAAAACCGUUUGUCUCAUUUUCAGAGACGUUUAAAGGAGCACAACGUCCUAGUUUCUUCUUCUGGCAACUGAAUUUUAUAUAGAAGUGCAUAUAGACGUCGGAUGUGAAGGGAUUUACUUUCUAAGAACAUUGUUGCUUGCAAGAUCAACCCGUUUAUUGUUUUGCUUUAUACAACUACUUUGUGGUUUUUCUGGUAGCUUAUUUUCUGCUGCCAAGGCAAGAUUUGGAGUGGCAGGGGUUAUAAUUUUCCUUGUUGGAGAUCCCAUUUAUGAUUUCCGGUUAUUAUUAUUGAUUUUAUUUUUAUUUUUUAUUUUUAAACUCAAUUACAGAAGACUAUUAUUCACAUGCUAUUUGGCAUGAUUUGCUUUGUAAAGCGUUAUAGUUUCUUCAUGAUAAAGUGGAUAUUCUUGGACUGCA
Camellia sinensis is the source of this 2742-nucleotide messenger RNA. Its product is annotated as kinesin-like protein KIN-13B. Gene Ontology annotation, cellular component: microtubule. The record is from RefSeq and is a predicted model, not a curated record. Gene Ontology annotation, biological process: microtubule-based movement; microtubule depolymerization. Gene Ontology annotation, molecular function: microtubule binding; microtubule motor activity; ATP binding. Lineage: Eukaryota; Viridiplantae; Streptophyta; Magnoliopsida; Ericales; Theaceae.